CAUAAAUGUGUACUAAGUCCCUUACGACCGAGAUAAUUGCAUAUCGCACGUAGUACAGCUUUCCAGAAUGAGGAUAAAUAUGUGUUUUGCUUGGCUGGAUGUUGCGCUCGUACUAAUAACAAUCAGACCUAAUGUGUGUGCACAGUCCAUGACAUCAGCUGUGGACGUCAAUCAUCUGAAGGUCUGCUCGGGGUAUGAGAAAACGUCUACAUGCUUUGACGAGCCGGGCUGCAGCAAAAUGUAUAUGGAGCAAUUUGUAUGUAAUGGAACAACAUUUCCGGAACUGGGCGGGAAACUGUGCCCGAACUUGUGUGGAUGCUGCUCAAUGACGACGCCGAUUACAGCAACCACGGCCACCACAUCAGCCAUGUGUCGGAGUUUCAGCGGCCUGUGCCAAGACAAUGGUGCCUGCAGCAUCGAGACAGUGAAGAACUAUAUCUGCAGUGACCCGAUACAAGCGGGAUCUUACUGUCCGAGGAUGUGUAACUGCUGUGUGUAAUGGAACCCAAGGAAGGACUUGAAGACGCUCAAAUGUUUGUAGUUUUCUGAUAAUAAACGUAUUUCUCUGGCUGUUU
Messenger RNA from Mya arenaria, 575 nucleotides. RefSeq lists its product as uncharacterized. NCBI's taxonomy places the organism in Eukaryota, Metazoa, Mollusca, Bivalvia, Myida, Myidae. The transcript is spliced from 6 exons. The coding region runs from base 68 to 499 and encodes 143 amino acids. The record is from RefSeq and is a predicted model, not a curated record.